AUGGGAUCAAAUUGUUGGAGCGGAGUAAGCUUAUCUUUUUCUGCCGAAAGCUGCAGAAUUUCGUGCUUUUUCUCCGUUGGGGUUAAACAAUCGGUUCUCUUCAUGAUGCCGUGUGUUAACCCUGACCCAUUAGACAAAGAUUCUGAGCCAUUUGUUGAGACCGAUCCAACUGGUCGCUAUGGUAGAUACAGUGAGUUACUUGGGUGUGGUGCUGUGAAGAAAGUGUACCGUGCAUUUGAUCAGGAAGAAGGAAUAGAGGUGGCUUGGAACCAAGUGAAGCUGAGGAACUUCUGUGAUGACCCUACCAUGGUGGAUAGACUUUACUCUGAAGUGAGGUUGCUCAGAAGCUUGACCAACAAAAACAUCAUUGCACUUUACAAUGUGUGGACCGAUGACCAGCGUAACACUUUGAAUUUCAUCACUGAGGUUUGUACCAGUGGCGAUUUGAGGGAGUACAGGAAGAGGCACAAGCAUGUUUCCAAGAAGGCCCUCAAGAAGUGGUCUAAGCAGAUUUUGAAAGGGUUGAAUUAUCUGCACUUGCAUGAUCCCUGCAUUAUUCACAGAGAUCUCAAUUGUAGCAAUGUGUUUGUCAAUGGGAAUACUGGCCAGGUUAAGAUCGGUGACUUGGGUUUGGCAGCAAUUGUGGGCAAGAACCAUUGUGCUCACACGAUUCUUGGCACACCAGAAUUCAUGGCUCCGGAGUUAUACGAUGAAGACUACACAGAGUUGGUGGACAUUUAUUCAUUUGGUAUGUGUGUGCUAGAAAUGGUGACACUGGAAGUUCCUUAUAGUGAAUGUGACAAUAUUGCUAAGAUAUACAAGAAGGUGUGUUCUGGAGUUAGACCUGCAGCCCUGAACAAGGUCAAAGAUCCAGAGGUGAAGGCCUUCAUUGAGAAGUGCCUUGCUCAGCCAAGAGCUAGACCUUCUGCAGCUGAGCUUCUGAAAGAUCCCUUCUUUGAUGAGAUCGUCGAUGAUGACGAAAGUGAUGACUGUGCUUGUUCUUACCAGGAAAAUUGUCCUUAG
This is a messenger RNA of Sphenostylis stenocarpa, 1023 nucleotides long. NCBI's taxonomy places the organism in Eukaryota, Viridiplantae, Streptophyta, Magnoliopsida, Fabales, Fabaceae. The record is from the annotation of a GenBank genome assembly.